AUGGCCUCAUAUCCACCUGGUAGCUGUUGCACCCGUGGCCACCUCUUUGAGGGCGAGCCCAAAGGCAAGCAGGUCAAGCUCGAAGACGGGAAGACAAAUGCAUACAUCGCGUGUCCUCCGUCCAGCGGGUCGAAGGAGGGAGCUGGAAUUCUGUAUAUCCCAGACGUCUUCGGUAUAUGGCAGAACAGCAUGCUCUUGGCGGAUGCCUUUGCCGCCAGCGGGUACACAACCCUCGUCGUCGACAUCUUUAGCGGCGAUGCUCUAAAGUUCCCCUUGCCUGAGGACUUUGAUCUGAUGACUUGGAUUGAGCAAGGCACGGAUGGUAGCAGUCCGCAUACGCCCGACUUUAUUGACCCCAUCAUUGUAUCGGGAAUCAAAACGUUGCAAUCUCGGGGCAUCAAGAUGAUCGGGGCAGCUGGGUAUUGUUUUGGGGCAAAGUACGUGGUGCGCCAUUACAAGAACGGCAUUGCCGUUGGCUACACUGCGCAUCCAUCUUUCGUGGACGAUGAAGAGCUGGCUGCCAUCACUGGUCCCUUGGCCAUUUCGGCUGCUGAAAUUGAUGCGAUUUCUCCUGCUGAAAAGCGCCAUCAGUCUGAAGUGAUCUUGUCUCGGACGGGACAACCUUACCAGAUUACCCUAUUCCAGGGUGUUGAGCACGGCUUUGCAACCAAAGGUGAUCCGUCAGUCAAGGUUGCCAGGUUUGCCAAGGAGCAGGCAUUUGCGCAGGCCGUGGCAUGGUUUGAUGAGUUUCUUGUCAGGGUGUAGCGGUAGUCGAGUCAGAUAUCACACCAAAUUACACCAAAAGACGGUACCAAGUCCUGUCGGUAACUCUGAGUUUGGAGUGGUUGUUUUUGCACAAGAAUCCGUGCUAGC
Molecule: messenger RNA, 873 nt
Organism: Emericellopsis atlantica
Lineage: Eukaryota; Fungi; Ascomycota; Sordariomycetes; Hypocreales; Bionectriaceae
Product: dienelactone hydrolase
Exons: 3
Coding region: 1-765 (254 amino acids)
Molecular function (GO): hydrolase activity
Source: RefSeq, a predicted model, not a curated record